AUGGGAUCAUUGGAAGAAAUCAUUAAAGAAAGAGAACGAUACAAAGAACUUAGUUUCCAAUACAAGAAGAAAAUUGCUCAAUUAAAUUCAUUAAUUAAACAACUUGAAGACCAAAUACAAAUUGUUCAAGAAAAAACAAGAGAACGAAUGACACAACUAAAGGCUAAUGAAAGUAGAAUAUUUGAGGCAGAAAGAAAAGAAGAACAAAGUGAUGAUAUUACUAUUUUAAAAGAAGAAUUAAAUGUGUUAUGUAAACAAACAAAUAGUUAUGUUUCUCUUUAUCAAAAGAAGAAAGAAAACUAUGAAAAAGGAUUAAAAAUUGUGAAAGAAGCAUUUGAAGAAAGACUAAAAGAAAUUUAUACUAUUGGAGAUGACAUAGAUAAACGUAUUAAACGAUCAAAGA
Messenger RNA from Entamoeba nuttalli P19, 403 nucleotides. Its product is annotated as Rap/Ran GTPase-activating protein, putative. The annotation marks the transcript as partial. The transcript has a single exon. The record is from RefSeq and is a predicted model, not a curated record. Lineage: Eukaryota; Evosea; Mastigamoebida; Endamoebidae.